Messenger RNA from Paramecium sonneborni, 1762 nucleotides. Lineage: Eukaryota; Ciliophora; Oligohymenophorea; Peniculida; Parameciidae. The record is from the annotation of a GenBank genome assembly.
AUGAUAAAAGAAAAUGAUGAACAAAUUAAAAUUAUGACUAAUUUUUUGUAGAGCAAACUUUUCAUCUAAAAUAUAAAAGGAGAUUUGUAAAAGAAUUAGAAAAAAAUAUCAUCUUUGAAUGUUUAAAUAAAAUACUUUUAAUUAUUUAAUGAAGAUUAAGAAGUAAUUUAAGAAUUUAAUUGUAGUUAGUUAGAAUAUCUAAUAAUGCCUAUAGUUGCGUGAAUAAGGCAUUGAAAUUUAUUUUAAGAGAGCGUGUUUAAAGUGAAUCUUUGAAGCAAUUUUGGAAAUAGUUGUCAAAUAUAAAUUAUAAUCUGAAUUCCAACACAUACUAUUAUGAAAAUUUAUAGAAUAUUGAGCAUUUCCCAUCUUAUUUUAAAGAGAUUAUAAAAAAGGAUGUUGUAAGAACAACUUAGGAUAAAGAAUAAUAAAUCAAAUUGAGCAAUGUGUUAAAUGCAUAUAGUGUUCGUAAUGCAUAGAUUGGAUAUUGUUAAGGAUUUAAUUAUAUAGCUUAUUAUUUUCUUCAGCAUUUCAAUGAAGAGGUUUAAAUUUGAUCUUAUUUAAGGAAACCUUCUGGUUUUUAUGUUUUUUAUUUGAGACAAUCUUACCACCGAAUUAUUAUAAUCAUUUAUAUGGAGUUUAAUGUGAUGAUUAUAUUAUUAAAGAUCUUCUAUAAUUCUUGAAACCUUAAUUAAUUAGCCAUAUGCAAAAAUUGUAAGUUGAAACAAGUUUAUUUACAAUUUAAUGGUUAGUUUGCUGUUUUACAUUUCAUAAUCUAUUGAGUGAAACAAUAAUAGAUUUAUUGUUACUUGAUGGAUCUAAAGCUUUAAUUAAAUGUGUUCUCACAUAUAUUAAUUUUCUAGAGCCAAUCUUACUUAAAUGUGAGGAUAUUGGUUCAUUUAUAAUGUCAUUUGAAAAUUUUGUAUAACAAUAUGAAGAUAGAGGAUAAUUUGUUAAAGAAUACAAUAGAAUUUAUAUUAAUAAUAAAAUACUGGAAUUUGUUAGAUAAGAUUAUUCUAAAAAAAUAGUUUCAAUGAUUUAAUAAAGAAGCAAUAAAAGUGCUUAAUAGUUGGAUACUUAUAUUUAAGAUAUUAAGAAAAAGUAAUGUAAUAUAUAAUCUCCUAUAUGUUAAUAUAUUGUGGAAACUUGGAGUAGGAAUAAAAAACAUUUUGAUUUUAUUAUUAUUAAAGAACAAGAUAUAAAAAUUAUCUAAGAUUAUGAAUAAACGAAAAAUAGGAAAUCGCUAUUAGAUGCUAAUGAUUAAAUGAUAUUAAGAUAAGAUCAUAUAUGUUAAUUAAAAGAUGAUAGUCUUUUAAUAAGAGAGAUCUAGUACUCUGAUAUACAAUAUAUUGAAUUAGUGAAUAUAAAAUAAAUUCAGAAAACAAAUUAAGUGAGUAAGAGGGCUCGUAGUCCAAUAAAAGAAAUUCUUCUAUUUCCAUUAAAAGCUUUUAAUUAGAAAGAGUAGGAAUAGAAAUUAAAAAUGAAUCCUUAAAAAUACAAAAUAGAAACCCGUCAAUUCUAAAGAUAUGUAAAAAGUGUUCAAUCUUAGCCAUCACCUAAUUCUUCAUAACAUAAUCGAGCCAGAUCUCCUUAAUAUAGAAGAUCUUAUCAACCUAAAGAUAUGAGUAAUUCAUAGCAUGCAGAAUCUACAUAGAGAACAUAUAAUGAUGAACCACCAAUUAUUAGAGAAUCAAUAACAAUAUAAUUUUUAACAGAAUUAUCCAAAAAUAAUGGAUUAAUUAAUCUAGAAUUUGAAUAUUAAUGA